Patella vulgata (common limpet) is the source of this 5242-nucleotide messenger RNA. RefSeq lists its product as uncharacterized. The record is from RefSeq and is a predicted model, not a curated record. NCBI's taxonomy places the organism in Eukaryota, Metazoa, Mollusca, Gastropoda, Patellidae. Bases 144 to 3716 code for a protein of 1190 amino acids. The transcript has 19 exons.
UGGAGAUGUUGCUCAAUAGUAUGAAAUGAUGUUUUGCAAAUAGGCCUAUAAUACUGUCAAUUUAUAGAUUGUUACACCAUAAAAGACAAGACAGCAUUAAAUAGCACGCCAGGGUUACUACAUCAAGUGCAAUAUAAUUGACAAUGGAUGAUCCUGACCUCAGUGCUCUAACAUCUCAUCCUUCCUAUGCUAGAACCAUUUCCAUGGAAAUAGGACGUGGUGCUACAGAAGAAAGUGAACCCAAACCCAGAAUUAGGCGGAAAUCAUCCAAGAAAUAUUCUACAGAAUUAUUUCCGUGUGAAGAUGACUUAAAUGAUUCCGAUUUAUCAGAUGUUUCUGACAUAUCAGAAUAUUUUUCUGCAGAGGAAGAAUUUGAGUCCAUGACUUUAAAUGAGUCAGUUGACCAAGAAGAUGAUUUAUUAGGUAGUGAUUGCUCAAGCAGUAGUUCUGAUUACGCAUGCUUUUUAGACAAUCACAAAAGUGAUAAAGUUAAAGCUCUAAGUAAAAAGAAAAAAAGACGUCGACGCCAGCAGUUAAAAGAAAAAAUGCUACACGAUUUUUCAAUUCCAUUUCAAGAUGUUGAAAAUCUUGACCUUGAAGUGGGUGAUUUUGCAGAGGAUUUAGAAAGCUGUGCUCAAAAUAUUCAAAAAACUGUUCCAACGCUCAUGGAUCUGUGUAUCAAAAAUUUGUGGAAGAAAUCAUCUAACUUGUCCAUGAUUGGAUAUUCAUUGUUACCCAGUAAACUUAAAGAAAUAGUAAAUAAAUAUAAAAGAACGCGAUUGUUUUCAAGUAUUCAGUAUUCAUGGUUAACACGUAGUCUGUUUCAUUUGAUCAAAGUAUCCAGAAAAUAUAGUAACAAUCCUGUAUGGUUUAUGCAAUAUCGUAAAGAUGAAGGAAAACCAGAUAAACUGGUGUAUAAAUAUACAGUUCGGACUGUGUGGUUUUUAAUGAAGGGAACUGAUAACAGAAAUGAAGAAGAUGGGGACCAAAUUGCAAGGUGGUUACCAUAUACUAUUUACUUCAUUGGUUCAUCUCCAACUAAUAUAGUUGAGGACUCAAAAGUAAAUAUACUAUCAGUCCUGUGUAGGUUAGUUGAUGUGAUGCUACAACAAUUUGGUCUUCAAAACAAAAGUUGCAAAACUGAUCAACAAGUUAUCGAGGAAAAUGUUGACAAAGUUCGUAAAAUGCUUUGUAGAAGGUACCCAGAUUUUGUAGAGAACAUAUUUGAUGACGUUGUACCAUAUAUAUUUUGGGCUCAUGGUAAUAAAAAUGCUGCCCAUUAUUUUCUGAAAUUAGCUCAAGAUGCUACAGGAUAUCACAGGGCUUAUUACCUGAGUGAAGCAGCUAGAUUUUAUACUCAAUUAAAUGAACCAAGUUUAGCCCGAAAACUUCACCGUGAAGCAAGUGAAGUGAUCUUCUCAUUGUUUUCUCCUUUAACUGUUAAUUAUGUACAGAUUAAAGUUCAAAUGCUCAUGUUAUUGGCAAAUGUUUACGAUCAGGGACCAAUGACAUGUGAGAAGAGUUCUUCAUCAUAUGAUUCUUGGCAAGCUGUUUUACAAAUAGCACCAUCAACACCUGUUGGUACAUGGUUAGAAGCUGUUGAUGCCUUCUUUUGUUAUCAUAGUGGAAUGUGGAAAGAUGGUGACGUAUGCCAGUUACAAGAAGGAGAAAGAUUUUUAGAAAAUUUGGUAGCAAGCCAUCCAUAUUUGUAUCUUCAUCUUUCUUUAAUAAAAGCUCUACUACGUGGGGAUUCACUAUCACCUUAUCAACGUUUUGUUUCAAGUACAUUGUAUGCUGAUAUAUCUGGUGAAGAAGGUCGUGAUCAUAUUGCUGGUCUACAGUUCUGUUCAGAUAUUAAGUAUAAACAUGAUCCAUGGCAUGUAAUCCAAUCUUAUGAUGGUAAAAUACAACUGUUGAAAGUAAUGUGGAGAACACAGUUUCUAUACAUGUAUACAGUUAGGGAUGACAAAUGUAUUCCGGAAGCUGAUUUAUGUGGAAGCCAUUUGAAUCUUCGGUUAUCAGAUCAUGGUCAUUUAACUGGUGAUUUUCAGAUGUUAUUACCACCAACUAAAGUUGUGGAAUUAGAUGUAUAUACAGGACUACAGAUUUUUACACCAGUAACAACUGACAGUAAUGCAUUGUAUUACGAAGAUUUAAUGGAGAAAUGUUCUAAUGCUUUAUAUAAUCCAACAAUGACAGAGAUAUAUAAUUUUGAGGGUAAUACAGUCCAUAUGUUGAAUGUUGGUUAUGGAGCAAAUUGUAUAGGUAAUCCUUCAGGAAUGUUAUAUUUAUAUUGGACUGGCAACGAAGGAGAAACAGCAAGGAUUAAUCUGUUAAGAAUGAUUAAAAAAGGCUGGAAAGAGGCUAUACUAAAGAUGAUAGAAGCUGUAAGACAUCAUCACCAAAGGACAGACAAUGAUGCUGGUGUAUAUGGAAGUGACGGAUGGGCUAAAGAAAUGAAGAAUGCUCUAGACUAUCAUUAUCAAAAAGAUGCCAUGUUUGAUAUGGAGAUUAUUCAAGGUCGUGUAAGUAAUAAAGUACAUAUAGAGAAGACCCAUAAAAAUAUUAAAAAGAAAACUGAAAGAGUUAUCAAGAAAAGAGAACAUGCGGAACUGAGACCUUUCCCUAAUCGAAUUAUAGAUUAUGUUAGAUAUGGUCAUACUCUAUAUAUUCGAGUUCAGCUUACUACAGUUUCUAAUUAUGGAGUUCGAGGCAUGUUUAUUGAUUGUUCAAGUAAAGAAUCUUUUCUUCAUCCCAAGUUUGAGUUUGAUAAGAGUUAUAGGCCACCGUACAUGAUGACAGAGUCUAUUAAUCAUGUGGUACCAAGAACAGACAUCUUAUGGGUGAUUGUUCAUGAUGAGAGUAUUCCUAAAGUAACAUCUUCGAGGUCAGUUUAUUUCUAUGGUCAGGGUGGAGAACUUCUUACUACACAAAACUGUACUACUGUUAACAAUGUAUCUGGAAUGGUAUUGACAGACUUAGUAAUAGGUUCCAGCCUGUUUGGUUAUGAGAGCCAUCAAAAUACAGUAAAAAGAUGUCAUCUGUGCCCAGAUAGUGAAGAUAAUUAUGAAAUUGCAGAAAGUUCGAGUAGAGAAUAUAGUAAAAUAAAUGGUUUACACAUCAUGGCUGACAGAUUAUUAUUACAUUUAGAAACAGAGAUUAUAAUACUAGACACAGAUGAUUGUCUUACACCUAUACCUGUCAAGGUUACAUUCUCAAGUUCAUCGUUAGAGGUUAAAGAUGGUCGUAUACAAGGUGUGUUUAAAGCUGUGAAGAUAAUUAGUGAUAAACAACGAUCAGAUGAAUAUGGUAAUUCUUAUACUGAGAUAGUUGUUGCUGUUGAUUGUCAUCUUCUUAUAUUUAGAAUAAAUGAAAACAAUAAAACUGAAGUAGAUUUAAGAUUUUGUGUUGAAGUAGCUGGUCGACCAAUAGAAUAUUGUUAUAUUAAUAAACAACUUGGAUUUCUCAUUUCAACAACACAGCAUUAUAAUAUUAGUGAUCAUUAUCGUGAACAGGUGUUUCAUUAUAACUUUGAUGGAGUUUUAUUGGGUGUUUUACCAUUCCUAGGACCAGGACCGCGUGAUAUGUUUACAUUAUAUUUAUCAGGAGAUACUAAAACUACGCAACGAUAUAGUAGACUUGGUCAACAAGGCCGAUAUGUUUUUAUGCGCGAUGGUCAUGGUGGUAUCAUGUCCAUCUGGUUAGGACCUUAUUGAUGGCUGUACUGGACAUUUUGACUUUAAUAUCGUAUACAGUAAUUUAUAAUUUUAUUAAAUCUGCUGCAAUGUUGAUAGUUCACUUUAAUACUGGUGUCACAGCUUGAUACAGCUCAGUACAUUAUACUGCCCAUGGCCUUUAUAAUUAACCAUGACAGUUUUACCCUAUGUAGGAAGGGAACCCUUUACGAAAAAGUGUUUGGGACUGACAAGUACAAGAGGAACAUUAGUCCAGGAUUGGUGACUGGUGGUCAGACUAUUAGGUUUAGGUAUGAUUGGGAGAGGGGUUUUACGCCGGCUAAGCCUGUUCCCCAAUUCCAUUCAGAGAACCUGAAUAAAAAUAUUGUUUAGUAAAAAGAUAGGCCAGUGUAAUAUACAAUACUGUACAUACUUGGUAGGUCAUAUAAUAAUUAGAAAUAGUUGUAAAUAUUCACCAAAUACAACUUUAAAUCAAUGGUUUAUAUCUAGAAUAAAGAUUUGAUGAAAAAAUUAAGCAAUAGAAUAAAUCACAAUUUUCUUAGCUGUAACAAGGAAGCACCAUGAAACGAAAUAUGGUAAAUAUGUCACUGUUCCAAGCUCAAAGCCACUGGAUCACUUGUACAUUUAUGAACUGUAUUUAUGUAGACGUAUGUUGUUGUUGCCCCUGUCCGUUCGUUCACAAUUUGUUUUUUUGGACACUCCACAGGUCACAGUUUUUAUCUGCUUUUGAAAAGAAAAAUUUGAAAUAUAGGUUUAUCUCCAAAAGUUCUUGGUCCAUUUAGAUAUUGGUGUGUAUCAGAUCAUAACUUCAUGAUCAUGGCCCUUGAGGUCACAAUUUUUAUCCAAUUUUAAAAAUCUUUGAAACAGAUCACUGUUAUACGCUAAUGAUGGUUGAGUUGAAAUUUCAUGAAAAUCGGAACGAACAUGUCCUACAAAAUGGCCGCUCCGUGUACGUAAAUUGUGUAAAUGUAUGUAAUAUUGAGGUUGUGGAUCCUAUUAGGGGCACAAUUUAUAUCUGAUUUAGAUAAAUCUUAAAAGAUUUGUUGAUAUCCCAAAGAUUUUGCUUCCUUUUGAUAUUGCUAGAUGUCCGAUUAUGGCCCCUGAUUGUACAAAUAAUCGCUUUUUGUUAUCUGGUUCUCUGUCCAUUUCUUGCUUUAUGUGGGCAUAUCUUGCAUGGCAACUACUUGUUUAUAUGACUGAUUGUUCGUGUUGAUUGAUAAUACAUUUGUAUUUAUUUAUACUAGUUAAUUCUAUAUAUUUGUUAACAGACAUAUCACAUUUAUAUUGGUUAACUCUAUAUACUUUUUAACAGACAUAUCACAUUUAUACUGGUUAACUCUAUAUAUUUGUUAACAAACAUAUCACAUUUAUACUGGUUAAUUCUAUAUAUUUGUUAACAGACAUAUCACAUUUAUAAUGGUUAAUUCUAUAUAUUAGUUAACAGACAUAUCACAUUUAUAAUGGUUAACUCUAUAUAUUUGUUAACAGACAUAUCACAUUAAUGAACAUGUAUAAUUUAUAAUAAACUGAUCAAGUAUUUAAUUUAA